AUGGCAGAGCCCUGCCCGGUGCCCACCGCCAGCCCUCCGUGGCAGGACACAGCCCUGCACCCGGCCCCGGGGCCACAAACCCGCCCCAGGGACAAGUGGAGCAAAAAGAUGGAUUUCCUGCUCUCGGCCAUCGGAUUCGCUGUGGAUCUGGGCAACGUGUGGCGGUUCCCUUACAUCUGCUACCAGAACGGAGGGGGAGCCUUCCUCAUCCCAUACACGCUGAUGGCUGUUUUCGGAGGGGUUCCCCUCUUCUACAUGGAGCUGGCGCUGGGGCAGUUCCACAGGAUGGGCGCCAUCCCCAUCUGGAAGCGCAUCUGCCCCAUCUUUAAAGGCAUCGGCUUUGCCAUUUUCAUCGUUAGCCUCUACGUCUCCUUCUACUACAACACCAUCAUCGCCUGGGCUCUCUACUACUUGUACUCGUCCUUCUCGGGCUCCCUGCCCUGGGCGAGCUGCGACAACCCCUGGAACACACCCCAGUGCACCAACUACUUCGGGAGGAGCAACGUGACCUGGACCAACUCCUCCAGGUCCCCCGCAGAAGAGUUUUAUACGAGGAAGGUCCUGGAGAUCCAGAAGUCUGGGGGUCUGUAUGACGUGGGGGGGAUCCGCUGGCAGCUGCUCCUCUGCCUCUUCCUCAUCUUCACCAUCGUCUACUUCAGCCUGUGGAAAGGGGUGAAAACCUCUGGGAAGGUGGUGUGGGUGACGGCCACGCUGCCCUACGCUGUCCUGCUCAUCCUGCUGGUCCGAGGGGCCACCCUGCCCGGGGCAUGGAGAGGGGUCGUCUUCUACCUGCGCCCGGACUGGGGCAAGCUCCUGAGCACCGCGGUUUGGGUCGAUGCUGCCACGCAGAUCUUCUUCUCCUUGGGCCCUGGAUUCGGCGUCCUUCUCGCUCUGGCCAGUUACAACCCUUUCCACAACAACUGCUACCGGGACGCGCUGGUGACCAGCGCAGUGAACUGCCUCACCAGCUUCCUCUCGGGCUUCGUCAUCUUCACCGUGCUGGGCUACAUGGCUGAGAUGAGGGACGUGGAGGUGGAAGAUGUCGCCAGAGAUAAAGGGCCGAGCCUCCUUUUCAUCACCUACCCUGAAGCGAUCGCCAGCAUGGUGGGAUCCACCUUCUUCGCCAUCAUAUUCUUCCUGAUGAUGAUAACGCUGGGGCUGGACAGCACGUUUGGGGGCUUGGAGGCCAUGAUCACAGCCGUGAUGGAUGAGUACCCACAGGUCCUGGCCGGGCGACGGGAGCUCUUUGUCCUCAGCCUCAUCACCAUGUGUUUCCUGGGCUCCCUGAGCACCCUCACCUACGGGGGAGCCUACGUGGUGAAGCUGCUGGAGGAGUUCGGAGCUGGCUGCUCCAUGCUGGCAGUGGUGCUACUGGAAACCAUAGCUGUGUCCUGGUUUUAUGGGAUACAGAGGUUCUCCCAUGAUGUGAAAGCCAUGCUGGGCUUCACCCCAGGCAUGUUCUGGAAGGUGUGCUGGGUGGCCAUCAGCCCUGCCUUGUUAGCGCUCCUAGUGAUCAGCUCCCUCCUGGACCAGCCGCUGCUGACCCUCUUUGACUACCAGUACCCUGAGUGGAGCAUCUCGGUGGGGUAUCUCAUAGGAGCAUCGUCCUUCAUCUGCAUCCCCUUCUACAUGGUGUACAAGCUCAUCUGGACGCCAGGGUCCCUCAAGCAGCGCCUCGCCGUCUGCCUGCGGCCGGAGAAAGCCGCACGAGCCCCGCAGGCAGAGGCCGUGCCCAUGACUCCUGUGCUGUAG
Strigops habroptila (Kakapo) is the source of this 1752-nucleotide messenger RNA. Its product is annotated as sodium-dependent serotonin transporter-like. Gene Ontology annotation, molecular function: serotonin:sodium:chloride symporter activity; serotonin binding. Lineage: Eukaryota; Metazoa; Chordata; Aves; Psittaciformes; Psittacidae. Bases 1 to 1752 code for a protein of 583 amino acids. Gene Ontology annotation, cellular component: membrane; neuron projection. The transcript has 13 exons. The record is from RefSeq and is a predicted model, not a curated record. Gene Ontology annotation, biological process: sodium ion transmembrane transport; serotonin uptake.